Molecule: messenger RNA, 1417 nt
Organism: Ananas comosus (pineapple)
Lineage: Eukaryota; Viridiplantae; Streptophyta; Magnoliopsida; Poales; Bromeliaceae
Product: GDSL esterase/lipase APG
Exons: 5
Coding region: 54-1145 (363 amino acids)
Cellular component (GO): apoplast
Molecular function (GO): hydrolase activity, acting on ester bonds
Source: RefSeq, a predicted model, not a curated record
UACCUACUCGCUCUCAAGGCAAAGCUAUAAGCCCCAAGAGAGAACAAAUUAAGAUGGUGAGAAGGAGUAUUGUGCAUGGUUUUGAAGCAAUGCAUGUGGAGGCCUUAGUGGCUUCUGCAUUCUUCUUAUUAUUUCUCGUGAUCGGUGGCUCCGCGCAGCCGCUCGUCCCGGCCAUUAUCACGUUCGGAGACUCAUCGGUCGAUGUUGGGAACAACGACUACCUGCACACGAUUUUCAAAGCGAAUUGCCCGCCAUAUGGGAGGGACUUCAAGAACCAUGUGGCCACAGGGAGGUUCUGCAAUGGCAAAUUGGCCACAGAUAUCACCGCUGAAACAUUGGGAUUUACUAGUUAUGCACCAGCAUACCUUAGCCCACAGGCAUCUGGGAAGAACCUUCUUAUAGGAGCCAAUUUUGCCUCUGCAGCAUCUGGGUAUUAUGAUGAUACAGCAAACUUAUACCAUGCAAUCCCAUUGUCUCAACAAUUGUACUACUACAAACAGUACCAAUCUAAGCUAGCUAAAGUGGCAGGGUAUAGCCAGGCUUCAUCUAUAAUAUCAGGUGCUCUCUACAUAGUGAGUUCAGGGUCCAGUGACUUUCUUCAAAACUACUACAUCAAUCCUUAUCUCUACAAGAUGUACACUCCUGAUCAGUUCUCUUCUAUCCUCAUCGGCAUCUACUCGAAAUUCAUCAAGGACUUGUACAUUUUGGGUGCUCGGAAAAUCGGAGUUACUUCGCUGCCACCGUUCGGAUGUGUCCCUGCGGCGAUCACGCUUUUCGGGCACGGUAGCAACCAAUGCGUGUCGAGGCUCAACCAGGAUGCGAAGAACUUCAACUGGAAGCUCAAUGCCACAACCAUCUCAUUGUCUAUGCAACUCCCCAACCUCACUAUUGUAGUCUUUGAUAUAUACGAGCCAUUCUAUGACCUUGUUACUGCUCCUUCAAAACAAGGCUUCUUCGAGGCGAGGAGAGGCUGCUGCGGAACUGGAACAAUCGAGACGACGACGCUUCUCUGCAAUCGUAAGUCGAUCGGGACGUGCCCGAACGCGACUGGGUACGUGUUCUGGGACAGCGUCCACCCCUCAGAAGCAGCGAACCAAGUGCUCGCCAACACUCUCAUCACACAAGGGAUCAAUCUUGUGAUAUGAUAGUAAAAUGUUCCGAUCGGGAGAAGCAUGAAAUGCAGCUGCUAAUCAAUUCUCUGUUGCCUUUUGCUUAGUUAUAUAUGUUUUGUGACUAUUCCGAUCGAUAUAUGUUGUUGAGACUUGAAAGAGAAUAAUUAAAACUCUAUUUAUUGUAUAAGGACUGAUGUUGGGAUAGUUAAUAUAGUAUAUACGUAAAAGAUGUGCAAUUGUAAUAAGUAAUCCAAGAAGAACAGUAAUAUAGUUACGUACGUGGAUGUUUGCGCCUGCUUUAAUUA